ACACCGUCAGUUCACUCAGUUGAUUGUCUGGACCCUGUUGGAGAGGUUGUAUCGUUUUCAAAAAUCCAAUUUUGAAGUACUUUCCCUUUGAGUGAAACUUUUAUGAGUGUUGACACAGAGCUCUGGGACCUGAGCGACCCCCCCACACCUCCUCAUUUGCCAGGGGACACACCCACACCACUUAACACAUCCACGUUCAACCACCAUUUCCCGUUGGAGAGAGAGACCUUUUGGGAAUGAGUAAGUGACUAUGCCUCCCGCUGUAUGUGACACAAUGGCCUUCCAUGCUUCCGCUGCCCUUGCUGCUGCCUCGUCUCCACCAAUGUUUCCCGGGCUCAUGUCACAUCCGUCAGUGUCGUCUUCAUCAUCACUAAUGUCACCGCCCAUGGGGUCGGGAGCCUUCACUGGCCUUCCGCCUCCCAGUCUGGCGCAUAGUUAUCCCGGUCUUUUUGCCAGGGGAAUGUUUGGAGGCAUGCCACGCCUCCCAGUGCCACCGCAAGAAGAAGACGACGGUGUCAAAGACGAUCCCAAAGUGACCCUUGAAGCCAAGGAGCUAUGGCAGAGUUUCGCGCAAUAUGGAACUGAAAUGGUCAUCACGAAAACUGGAAGACAAAUGUUUCCCCACCUCAAGUUCAAAGUCUCCGGAUUGGAUGAAAAGUCAAAAUAUAUUCUCCUUUUGGAUGUAGUGGCUGCGGACGAUUACCGCUACAAGUUCCACAACAGUCGAUGGGUGAUUGCGGGUAAAGCCGAUCCCGAGAUGCCAAAGCGAAUGUAUAUUCACCCUGAUAGUCCAGCCACGGGCGAUCAAUGGAUGCAAAAAAUCAUCUCCUUCCAUAAGCUCAAGCUGACCAACAACAUAUCAGACAAGCACGGAUUGACUAUUCUCAACUCCAUGCACAAGUACCAGCCCAGAUUUCACCUUGUCAGAGCCAAUGAUAUAAUGCAACUCCCGUACUCCACAUUUCGGACCUACGUGUUUAACGAGACUCAGUUCAUCGCUGUGACCGCCUACCAAAACGAGAAGAUCACCCAACUCAAAAUCGAUCACAACCCCUUUGCCAAAGGCUUCAGAGAGACCGGCCAUGCUCGAUCCCAGAAAAAAAGGCCCGGUUCACCAUCUCAGCAAGGCAAUCGACUUCCGGCAUCCUACCAGUCCUUGCAAGAGCGCAUUGCCUCUAAUUCCUCCAGUGCCGAAGAGAGUAUCCGAGCCUCGCCUCAACGAGCCUCUCAUAGUGAGCCCCGCAGGGCGUUUGACGUCAGUUCUUUGAUCGGUGAACCCGAUUCACCGCCGCGUCGGGCCACACCACCCACUCCACCCACCUCGUACCCUAGUCCAAAUCUUAGUGUGGGACCACCACCCGCUCUACCUCCUCAACACGGUGUCCCACCAUUUCCCAAUCCAUAUUUGCACCCGGGUUUCUACCAACAUUUGGCUGCAGCUGCGGCGGGAGGUUUCAAUCCCAUGCUUGCCCAGCUGGCCCUAAAUCCUCUGUUGUCGGCUGCCUAUGGCGGCAACAAUUUUACCGCGGCUGCAGCUGUGGAUCGACUCCGGCAGCACCGCUUCUCGCCCUAUAACCCGCCCUCAUCUCCACCCUUAAGCCACCGGAGCUCCCCACCCUCCUCGGCGUUCCACCCUAUCGCACCCAAACACUUCUCACCGCCGUUGAAUGGGCGGAGCAGUCCUAGUAAUAGCCCCAAACAAAUCAGUCCCGCCUCAUCGCCUCUGGCAGUGAAGCCUGAACGGAGAGACCCUCCUGGCAAUGACAAUAGGAGGUCGAGUUCGCCACAGAUCAAAUCCGAGAAGGAGGAUGACGACCAGCACCCUCACCACCACCACCUUCAUCAUCACCACCAACAGCAUCCCCACCAUAAGGAGCACCUAACGGCGGCGGCGUCUUUGAAGGCUCAUAUUACCAAGACAACUUCGCCGUCCCAAGCCAACUCAUCCAAUAGUGAACUGAAGAAUAUGGAGAAGCUAAUCAACGGAUUAAAGGAUCAGCAAAAAGCAUCCUGAAGAACAUGUCAAAAUACUCGUCUCGUUAUCCUUCCCCCUUUGGAAAUUCACAACCAUUCGCUUGGGUUCGCUUUCUCAACUCUGAACCUUUGUUUCCUUUCGUGUGUUUUCUAGAUAUUUAUUUCAAUAAAAACUUUCUCAAUCUC
This is a messenger RNA of Tigriopus californicus, 2160 nucleotides long. RefSeq names its product T-box transcription factor TBX3-like. Gene Ontology annotation, biological process: positive regulation of DNA-templated transcription; regulation of transcription by RNA polymerase II; cell fate specification. The transcript has 5 exons. The record is from RefSeq and is a predicted model, not a curated record. Gene Ontology annotation, molecular function: RNA polymerase II cis-regulatory region sequence-specific DNA binding; DNA-binding transcription factor activity, RNA polymerase II-specific. Lineage: Eukaryota; Metazoa; Arthropoda; Copepoda; Harpacticoida; Harpacticidae. Gene Ontology annotation, cellular component: nucleus. Bases 251 to 2014 code for a protein of 587 amino acids.